AUGUCAUCGUCCAGGGACGAACCCGGGGAGCAGAGUUCUCGCGAAGAUCCGCGGAAGGAUCUGCAAGGGCCAGGGCAGAUUGGGGAGGGUGGCAGCGGCAGCGGCAGCGGUAACGUCAGUCCCAGUGGCGGAAGAGGUGCUGCCGGCAACGAUGGUAAAGGGAAGGAGAAGAAGAGGGUAGGCUUUCUGGGGGAUCACCAGCGCGAACCAUCUGAAGACUACUUCUCGUUCCCCGGCACGCCCGGGUCGACGCCCAGCGGCGCAAACACGCCGGGCCGUGGGGAGCAGCUUACUCGGGAAGAGCUGAGCGCUGCGCUGCAAAAGAUCCUGGGAGCGGAGCAGCGACAAUCACCAUCGCCACGUGGAUUGCAGGUUCCCGUCCCGCCGCGGCCUCGCCCAGUCUUGCGGAAGCAGGCUACUCAGGAGCGCCAGGAUCCAGUCGAUAUGGUGGCCGGCUCGCCGGGACAUCCGCAUCGAUCCGAGGUCGAGGCCCGGGACCGGGCAGAUCGUCUCGCAUCGGCUCUGUCUUCACGGAACAGCUGGCAAGCAGAUGGGGGAUCCUCCCACCCUCUCAGACGCAACAUGUCCGGUCAUGACGACCGAGACAGCCUCGAGACAGAGGAGAACAUGGGGCUUCGUUUACGCCGCAGGUCACAGCAGGCUGCGACGGAGCUCGUCAGGUCGCACUCACGGCGCCAAAGAGAGUCCUCGCCACAACGCGACCGAGACGAUGAGGGCUUCCACUCGGGCCAGAUGACUCCGAUAGCCCCGGACGUCGAGUACGUACCGCGUCCAAACACCUACCGCGGUGGUAUCUUGGCUUUGCUGCUCAAGCUGCAGAACAACGCCGAUGACAGGAGUGGGCCCGGUAGCAGCGUGGCAAGCACGCCGGCAAGCUCGCCCCCGGCCUCCGGGGCCAGCACCCCGGUUGGGAGACCAGGGAGACAGGGAAGACCGGGCGAGCGGCCAACCGGCGGGCUCUUCGGGCUGCGGGGCCACCACACGACAUCGGGAUCGGCGACCCCGACGCUCAGCAACCUGAUCGGAUCGUCGUCGGCCAUGUUCACCGCGCCGGGCGUCGCCAGCGAAAACCUCGCGGAGAAGCUGCGCGACCUGCGCGGCCGGUCCCAGUCGCCGGGGGCCCGGAAGGCGCACAAGAAGAAGUCCAAGGCAGCGGCCAAGCGGGCCCGGAAGGAGGACGAGCUCCGCAUCACGGUGCACAUUGCUGAGAUCAUCAGCCGCUGCCGCUAUCUAGUCAAGCUGUGCCGGGGCCUCAUGAUGUACGGCGCCCCGACCCACCGCCUCGAGGCAUACAUGUCCAUGUCUGCCCGCGUGCUCGGCAUCGAGGGCCAGUUCCUCUACCUGCCGGGCUGCAUGGUCAUAUCGUUCGUCGACAGCAGCACCCACACGACCGAGGUGCACAUUGUGAGGACCAGCCAGGGCGUCGACCUUGGCAAGCUGAGGGAUGUGCACCACAUUUAUAAGGAGGUGGUGCACGACUUGAUUGGCGUCGACGAGGCGACAGAGCGGCUGGACGAGGUGUUUAGCCGGAAGAACAAGUUCGCACCCCUGCUCCGCGUCUUCGUGUUUGGGCUGGCCUCGGUGUGCGUGGCGCCGUUCGCAUUCGAGGGGCGCCUGAUCGACCUCCCAAUCGCCUUCAUCCUAGGCUGCAUCGUCGGCCUGCUGCAGCUGAUAUUCGCGCCGUCCAACGAGCUGUACGCCAACGUCUUCGAGAUCACCGCCACUGUCAUCACCUCCUUUCUCGCGCGCGCCUUUGGGUCGAUAAGGGGCGGGAGGCUGUUCUGCUUUUCCGCCCUCGCGCAGUCGUCCAUCGCCCUCAUCCUGCCAGGAUACACGGUCCUCUCGGCCAGCCUCGAGCUGCAGAGCCGCCAGAUCGUGUCCGGGUCGGUGCGCAUGGUCUACGCCAUGAUAUACUCUCUCGUCCUCGGCUACGGAAUCACCAUCGGCUCCGUGCUGUACGGAUACAUCGACAAAGACGCCACCAGCAGCAUCCACUGCAGCAACCCGCUCAGCAACAACCGGAAUUGGAGCCUUCUCUUCGUGCCGCUCUUCACGCUCUGCCUGUGCGUCGUCAACCAGGCCAAGUGGAAGCAGAUGCCCGUCAUGAUCGGCAUCUCGCUGGCCGGCUACUGCGUCAACAGCUACUCGUCGUCGUACUUCCGCGGCAACGUCCAGAUCUCAAACACCCUCGGCGCCCUGUCCGUCGGCGUCAUGGCGAACCUGUACUCGCGCCUCAGCCGCCACGUCGAGAACUUCUGCCUCGACGUCUGGGAGUUCCACCUCGAGCCGCGCCUGACGAGGCGCGGCCGCCUCCGCCGCGCCAAGAGCCACAGCUCCUCCGACUCGGGCUACCCGCUCGGCCCGUACACCUCCGACUCCCAGGCCGACCCGGAGACGGCCGCCGCGUCCGACCACCACCACCAGAAACAGCAGCAGCAGCACGACAAGCACGGCGCCCCCCGCCUGCAGCGGCAGGUCGGGUACGCGCUCGCCGCGGCCGCCAUGCUGCCCGCCAUCUUCGUGCAGGUGCCGUCGGGCCUGGCGGCCGGCGGGUCGCUGCUCAGCGGGGUCAACAGCGCGAACCAGAUCACGGGCAACUCGACGACGUCGGCGUCGGUGCCGUCGCCGACGUCAUCGAACCAGUCGCCGGAUCCGUCGACGGACCUUAACGGCACGGCGUUCAAUGUCCUGCUCAGCGUUAUACAGGUCGCUAUUGGGAUCUCGGUGGGGCUGUCGCUGAGCGCGCUGAUUGUGUAUCCGUUUGGGAAGAGGAGGAGUGGGUUGUUUAGUUUCUGA
Phialemonium atrogriseum is the source of this 2817-nucleotide messenger RNA. RefSeq lists its product as uncharacterized. Gene Ontology annotation, biological process: transmembrane transport. The coding region runs from base 1 to 2817 and encodes 938 amino acids. Gene Ontology annotation, molecular function: transmembrane transporter activity. The transcript has a single exon. The record is from RefSeq and is a predicted model, not a curated record. Lineage: Eukaryota; Fungi; Ascomycota; Sordariomycetes; Cephalothecales; Cephalothecaceae.